Limulus polyphemus (Atlantic horseshoe crab) is the source of this 2412-nucleotide messenger RNA. RefSeq names its product REST corepressor 1-like. The record is from RefSeq and is a predicted model, not a curated record. Gene Ontology annotation, molecular function: transcription corepressor activity. Gene Ontology annotation, cellular component: transcription regulator complex; histone deacetylase complex. The coding region runs from base 133 to 1725 and encodes 530 amino acids. The transcript is spliced from 14 exons. Gene Ontology annotation, biological process: regulation of transcription by RNA polymerase II; negative regulation of DNA-templated transcription. Lineage: Eukaryota; Metazoa; Arthropoda; Merostomata; Xiphosura; Limulidae.
CCGAAACUACGGAGGCAAAGGAUGAUAAUAACUUUUGUGUUAGAACGCGAAGGUUACGGAAGGUAGUCCACUGUUCUUGAAUUUUUUUUAUUUGGGGAUCAUAUACAAUAAUUGUAAAUUUUUGUCUCAAAAAUGGUUUUAGCAGAAAGAAACGGUGAUGAAUUAACCACUCGAAACGGUCGUCGAUCUCGCGGCGCUAGUCCAGCUACUAACAAUGGACACUUCUCAGAUGAGGAUAGUACAACUGAUGAAUCGGAACAUGGUAUUGAUUCUGGAAUGCGAGUUGGAGAAGAUUACCAAGCCUACGUUCCAGACUUUCCAAUUUCAAUUGGUCCAUGUCCCGAGUUUGCUCCAGAACGAGCACUGUUGGUAUGGUCUCCUUGUCCAGAAAUAUCAGAUAACAAAUUGGAUGAAUACAUUAUAUUGGCUAAAGAAAAAUAUGGAUACAAUGCUGAGCAAGCUCUUGGAAUGCUUUUCUGGCAUAAAUAUGACUUGGAGAAAGCUUUGGCUGACCUUCCCAAUUUUACGCCAUUCCCUGAUGAAUGGACAGUUGAAGAUAAGGUUCUUUUUGAGCAAGCAUUCCAGUUUCAUGGUAAAAGCUUCCACAAAAUUCGUCAGAUGUUGCCAGACAAAUCCAUAUCAAGCUUAGUGAAGUAUUAUUAUUCAUGGAAGAAAACAAGAACCAGAACUAGUUUGAUGGAUCGACAGGCACGAAAAAUGUCGGGCCAUCAAAAUGAAAAUAGUGAUGCAGGGUCAGAACCAGCCUCUGAAAAUGACAGUGAUAUAGAAACAGAAAAUGGAGAAGGGAAAGAAGAAUCACCUAAAUCUUGCUCAAACUGUGGAGCUUGUUAUUCCCAGCUCUUUACAACUUCUAAAGGAAUCUUGUGCAAUGGCUGUUAUCAAUAUUGGCGUCGAACUGGGAUGAUGCGCAGUGCUGGUGGUCCAAUGAAAAAGCAUGAAUCUACAUCAGCUCGUCAUAACCCAAUGAGAAGUAAGAGAAAACCUCCUCGAGGAAUGUAUCUCAGUCAUGAAGAUCUUGUUACAAUAGCAACAGGACCACCCAAUCAAGCUGAAAAUAUUCUGAGAUCAUUAGACUUGGAAAUUGUUUCACUUAAGAGACAGGUCCAGAAUAACAAACAGAUUGUUAGUCAGUUAAAACAUAAAACCUUUGCUGGUAUAAAUGAGUUCAAGCCUAAUGAGGUUGGUAAUCGGAUGAAUGCUAGAUGGACUCAUGAAGAACUUUUGUUAGCUGUGCAAGGAGUUAGAAAGUAUGGGAAAGACUUCAAAGCUAUAGCUGAAGUUAUAGGAAAUAAGAAUGAGGCUCAUGUUCGUAACUUCUUUGCUAACUAUCGUCGUCGAUUUAAUCUUGAUGCAGUGAUCAAGGAGUAUGAGGCUGAGCAUGGGAUCAUCAGUGAUGAUCAGGAUAAGGAUGAAAAGAUGGAUAUUGAACAGAAAGGAACUACCUCUCCAGAUUUACCUGUCCAGACGCCCCCCACCAAUAAUGGUGCAAUUAGUGGACCCCCACCUCCACUUGUGAGACCGUCUGAACUCUUAGCACCAGUACAGCCUGUUUCUAAACCUUACCUUUCAAGUAUUCCUCAGCUGCCACCUAGAUCCACUCCUCCAAAGAAUGUGCUUCAUCAACCCCCACCUCUAGUGCGACCAGCCACCACACCCACCAAAUUAACUCUUCACACAAAAGUGGAAAGUCAAAUGUCCAAAUGAUAAUUUAAUAAUUUUAGUGGAAAAAGUUCAUAUAUAAGCUCAUUAGUGUUCAGUAGUUUAAAUCAUGAAAUAAUUAUUAGGAACCAUUUUUUCUAAAAACUUGUUCUAAAAAUGAGUGCUAAAUCUUGGCACAUAGUUUUAAGUGCAAAAUAUUUGUACUUAGGUUAACAGAAAAUUAUUUUCUACUGCUUUUAUGUUAUAAAAUAAAAGUUUGAUGUACAUGAUAUUUAUUUUUUUUGAACGAGAGUCAUGAGAGAAAUGAGUUUCAGGGUUUAACCUAAGUUCAAAAUGGUGUUUUCACAGAAUUAAUUCAGCUCAUACUAGUAUUUGAACAAAGAAAGCAUAAAAAAUACUAAAUGCAAAUUAUGUAAAAGUAACGUAUUAAGAUAUCAAUUUGUUUGUUUUUCCAAAGCUUUGUACUCUUGUUUUAUAGUUUUUCUCAUGACAUAUAACCAAGCAUUUGUAUGUGUGUGUGUGUGUGUGUGAAAAAAUUAAAUAUAGGUAACAAUUUUGUUUUGAUUUUUACUUGUUUUGGAAAAUACCUAGAUUCAACUGUGAGAUAUAAAAACGAGCCUUUUGCAGCAUAUUUUCACCGAUUGUGUGUUCUUUAUACAAUGAAUAUUUAAUUAUUUAACAUUGUGUAAUUUUUUUACUUACUAGAUAAUGAAAAUAAAAUAAUAUGGAAAU